AUGACGAUAAUGAACUGCGUUUUGUUUUCUUCUUCAAUUUCAAUUCCAACUCCAUCCCCAAUUUCAACACAAAAACCCUAUAAACACCUCGCUCUCUCUUCCUCUUCCUCUCUAUCUUCAAUUUCAAGUGUUUCUAUUACUCCACGCAAGCAAAUCAGAAGAAACAAUGGUUUCACAUGUAACGCGCUUUUCGGAUUAGGUGUACCCGAACUCGUCGUUAUCGCCGGAGUUGCUGCCAUCGUUUUUGGACCCAAGAAAUUGCCUGAAGUUGGUCGCAGCAUCGGUAAAACCGUCAAAAGCUUCCAACAGGCAGCAAAGGAGUUCGAGUCUGAGCUUAAAAAGGAACCUGAUUCCACAGGAGGGGAGCCAUCUGAGAAAUCUAUUGCUGGGAGCGAACAGGAGAAGCAAGACACUGAGGUGUCUAGUUCUAAGGAUAGUGUAUAA
This is a messenger RNA of Vicia faba (fava bean), 444 nucleotides long. NCBI's taxonomy places the organism in Eukaryota, Viridiplantae, Streptophyta, Magnoliopsida, Fabales, Fabaceae. The record is from the annotation of a GenBank genome assembly.